Anoplopoma fimbria (sablefish) is the source of this 1262-nucleotide messenger RNA. RefSeq names its product arginine-hydroxylase NDUFAF5, mitochondrial-like. The record is from RefSeq and is a predicted model, not a curated record. Gene Ontology annotation, cellular component: mitochondrion. NCBI's taxonomy places the organism in Eukaryota, Metazoa, Chordata, Actinopteri, Perciformes, Anoplopomatidae. Gene Ontology annotation, biological process: mitochondrial respiratory chain complex I assembly. Gene Ontology annotation, molecular function: S-adenosylmethionine-dependent methyltransferase activity.
CUCCUGCUCCUCCAGGAGGUCACCGUGUGGAGGACAGGAGGAAGUCAUCUCAUCUGUUGUGCAAUGCUGCACAGAUAUAUGUAUUAAUUAUCAGCUGUUUUGCAUUUUAAAGCAGCAACAAUGAGCAGCGGUGUGUGUCACAGAGUCCUGCGGGCGGCCGGCUCCCGUCCAGCGGCCUCCUGCUGCAGACUGCGGGCCCUGCAGAGCUCUCAGCCCGGCAGAGGGCUGUCUGCGUCCGGCGGAGGAGGAACCAUGAAUGUGUUCAACAGGGACAUGAAGAAGAGGCAGAAGAACUGGGCGGCUUCUCUGCAGGACGGAGGCCAGUUCGACUACCUGAGGGACGAGGUUGGCAGUCGGGUGGCAGAUCGGGUCUAUGACAUUGCGAGGACAUUUCCUCUGGCUCUGGACAUGGGCGGUGGAAAAAGUCACAUCGCAGAGCAUUUAAGCAAGGACAUCGUGGAGCGUUUGUUCCUGACAGACGUCUCAGAGAAAACUCUGAAACAAACCAGACAGAGUGAGAUCCCGACUCAACACGUUUUAGUUGACGAGGAGUUUCUGCCGUUUAAAGAAAACACCUUUGACCUGGUGGUGAGCAGCUUGAGUCUGCACUGGAUCAACGACCUGCCUGGAGCUCUCAAACAGAUCCACCAGGUGCUGAAGCCUGACGGGGUGUUCAUCGGGGCGAUGGUUGGAGGGGAGACCCUGUACGAGCUGCGUUGCUCCCUCCAGCUGGCUGAGACGGAGAGGGAGAGGUUUCUCCCCCACGUCUCCCCCUACACGGCCGUCACAGACCUGGGUAACCUGCUGGGCCGAGCCGGCUUCAGCAUGCUCACUGUGGACAUUGACGAUGUUCAGGUUCACUAUCCAGGAAUCAUGGAAGUCAUGACCGACCUUCAAGGCAUGGGUGAGAGUAACUGUGCCUGGAACAGGAGAUCGCUGCUGCACAGAGACGCCAUAUUAGCAGCAGCAGCGAUUUAUAAAGAGAUGUAUGGUAACGAGGACGGCUCCAUCCCUGCCACCUUCGAGAUCCUCUACAUGAUUGGCUGGAAGCCUCAUGAGUCUCAGGCCAAACCAGCAAAGCGAGGCUCAGCCAAAGUGUCGUUUGGGGAUUUGUCAAAGAUCAGCCAGCCGACCAACACAGACAACUCAUAGACGCAGCUGAGCCCAAUAAACAAAUAACAUACUGCAGAUUGUAAAUAAUAUAUUUUAUUUAAACAACCAUGUUUUGUUGCCUAAUUAAAAACCAAGUAAAUGUGUUGUAA